Molecule: messenger RNA, 717 nt
Organism: Endocarpon pusillum Z07020
Lineage: Eukaryota; Fungi; Ascomycota; Eurotiomycetes; Verrucariales; Verrucariaceae
Exons: 4
Coding region: 1-717 (238 amino acids)
Molecular function (GO): glyoxalase III activity
Source: RefSeq, a predicted model, not a curated record
AUGUCCCCUCCACGCCGUGCCGUUAUCGCAAUCACGUCUGCUACAGCACCGCUCCACGACGGCCAUCCCACAGGCCUGUUCAUUUCGGAAGCGCUUCAUCCCUUCCAAGUAUUCAAGGAGGCCGGCUUCGAGGUGGACCUCGUUUCCGAGAAAGGUACUUACGUGCCAGAUUGGUUGAGUCAGCAGGAAAGCUUCUUGAAUGGCGAAGACAAGAAGCAGUGGGAAGAUACGAAUGGCGAGUUCAGGACGAAGUUGGACAACAUGCCGGACGUUCACAGCAUUGAUGGAAAGAAGUACGGUGUCUUUUUCGCCAGCGCCGGCCACGCCGCGUUGAUCGACUAUCCUCACGCAAAAGGGUUGCAAAAAAUAGCUACGGAUGUCUGGACGCAAGGCGGGGUUGUAUCAGCUGUGUGCCACGGGCCUGCGAUCUAUCCAGGCAUUAUCGACCCCACAACGAGCAAGUCCAUUGUCAACGGCAGGACCAUUACCGGCUUCACGACGCAAGCGGAGUACGACAUGCACGUCAUGGAUGCCCUCCGAAACUGGAAUGAGCCGCUCAUCGAUGAAUGGGCCGAGAAAUUAGGAGCUAAAUACGUCCGAUCAGACGGAGUGUGGGACGAUUUCCACGUCGCCGAUGACAGGGUUGUGACAGGUAUGAAUCCACAGAGCGCUAAAGCCACGGCAGAGGCAGCUGUGAGGGUCUUGGAGAGGCUUUGA